AUGGCAGAGGAGGUGACUGGCAACUCACCAAAAUGGCUGCGAGACAGCAAGGAAUCUGCCACACGCGAACUUGGCGAAGACAGCAAGACUGGUAGCAAGUAUGAAUUUAACAAAGGCAGCAAAUCAUUGAAGCAGUUGCAGAACAGUAAGGCAGAUGUCACAUAUGACUUGCCUGAAGGUAUUCUUGGCAGCUCCACUGAACAACCACAAGAUAACAAGACUGAUGUUGUGUAUAGGCUCUAUGAAGACAG
This is a messenger RNA of Paraglomus occultum, 251 nucleotides long. The record is from the annotation of a GenBank genome assembly. Lineage: Eukaryota; Fungi; Glomeromycota; Glomeromycetes; Paraglomerales; Paraglomeraceae.